UACGUAUUAUUGUUUAUAGAACUGUCUUGUCACUGGCAACUUGUGUCCUCCAGCCAGUGGAUGACCGUUCUGCUCCCUUAACUUUCAUUGUGUUGUGUGUUUGUUUUAUCGGUGAACGAUUAUACAAAAAAAAAAAAACAGAAAUGGAGCAGUACGCCCAAACCGUAAAGGACUUCGUGGAGGCACACGCCGUCGGUUUCACCGUUGCGUUUGUUGCAGGAGGGAGCCUGCUGGCCUUGCGCAGGUGGCUGGCUGGGGGAGUGUGUCGGAGCAAGGCCCGGCUGGAUGGAAAAACUGUCCUCAUCACAGGAGCCAACACCGGCAUUGGGAAGGAGACGGCCUUGGAUUUGGCAAAACGAGGGGCCAGAGUGAUCUUGGCCUGCAGAGACAUGACCAAAGCCUACCUGGCAGCUGAUUACAUCCGUCACACAAGCGGAAAUAGCAACGUGGUGGUGAAGAAGCUAGACCUCGCCUCCCUAAAGUCGGUCCGAGACUUGGCCAAAGACAUCCAGCUGACCGAGGAACGUUUGGAUGUCCUCAUCAACAAUGCAGGUAUUAUGAUGUGUCCCAAGUGGAAGACCGACGAUGGCUAUGAGAUGCAAUUCGGCAUCAACCACCUGGGACAUUUCCUCCUCACCAACCUUCUUGCUGAAAUGCUGAAAAAGUCUGCUCCGAGUCGAGUCGUCAUUGUCUCCAGCAGUGCGCACGAAAGAGGUCACAUCCAUUUCGAAGACAUCAACCUGGACCAAGACUACCAAUGUGACGUGAGCUACCGCCAAAGCAAGCUGGCCAAUGUGCUCUUCUGCAGAGAGCUGGCCUCCAGACUGCAAGGCACAGGGGUGAUGACUUACAGCCUCCACCCUGGCGUCGUCCGCACAGAGUUAGGCCGCUACAUGUUCCCUCCUAUGCCCCUGUGGAAGAAGAUUCUGGCCAUGCCCUUUCUGGUGAUGAUCAAAAGUCCCUGGGAAGGAGCUCAGACCAGCAUCUACUGUGCUGUGGACGAGAGUCUGGCCAAUGCCACCGGACUUUACAACAGCGACUGUGCUGUAAAGACUCCUGCUCCAGCAGCAUUGGAUGAUACCGUAGCCAAACGACUGUGGGUGCUCAGCGCCUCCAUGGUUAGCCUGGUCUGAAAUCAGCAGCCUGCAUUCAUACUGCAGCAACUACCAGGCACUAACUUGGAAGAUAUGGUGCUAAAUUAUGUGGCCUUUUUUUUUUUUUUUCACCCUAAACUGACCAAUUUGCACUCUGCGAUGGCUUUCUUUAUGAAAGCAUUAGGGCCACACGGAAAAGAAAAAAAUGCACCGUACAAAAAUAAAGUUGGUGUAAAAAUAGCUGUAAUACUGCAUAAAAAGAUACAGAGGAAAAAUACACCUUAAAUAUCAAUCAAUCAAUCAAUGUUUAUUUAUAUAGUCCUAAAUCACAAGUGUCUCAAAGGGCUGCACAAGCCACAACGACAUCCUUGGUUCAGAGCCCACAUAAGGGCAAGGAAAAACUCACAACCCAGGGGGAUGUCAAAACAUUACAUUUAUAUUACAAUAAUUAAUGUAUAUUAGGCUGUCUUCAAGUAAUGAUUUUUAUAGUCAAAUCUGAUUCGUCAGAUUUUGCCCCAUUGUCGACGGUCAGUUUUAAUUUAAGAGAAAUAAUCAGAUAGUGAUGUGUUGUAGCAUAUAUUGACUGGUCACAAGGGGUCAGUAACGUCUCAUGGCUGUCCUUUUAACACUUACAUACUUAAAUAUUCCAAAGUUAAUUAAAGGUACUUAUUUAAGGAAUACAAUCUCACAUUAAAGUGAACAAACCAAUCUAAUUUGCGACUUUUUGCACCUAAAAAAAAGGCUAGACCACAGUUUGGGAAGCCUGCUCUGGGGCACUGCGCCAAAAGGACAUCAAACUUGACUAAAUAGAGUACGUGGAAGGCGUAACAAAGUUUCCGUAUGUGGACCUGUGGAAGGAUCAUUACCUUUUUGCAAGGGGAGAGCUACACGUUCGGGGUUAUGCAGUGCAUCUCGACGCACGCGCCGUGUCCAGUUUCUGUUGUGUUUAAAGGGUAUAUGGUGAGGUUCGGCCAGCCAGAGGCACGAAGCAGCACAGCAAGACCCGUAUGUGACAGCGUAGUGUCCCAAUCAGCCUCAAAACCUAUACACCAUGCAAAAACACUAUUAGUAUAAUAUUCUUGUGUGCAGACAAAAACAUUUUACAUCAUAAGAUGUGGGAGUCCAAAACACGCCAGCUGAUUAUAGAGACAUGACGUCACACCAGGAAGCAGCGACCGCGCUGAAGGCUAAAGUGACAGCUGAAACUAAGUUGUCUUGUACUCCCUAAAAAACAAUUUGUUUGCACACAAGAAAAUUGUUUUAAUAUUGAAAGGGGAACUUUUUGGGGGGUAAUAAUUGUGCCUAUAAUUGUCACCUGCUAUAUGCGGAGAUCCCGGCAGGUAUUAACUCACAUCCCUCCCAUAGCGAGACUCGUCCAAAUGAAAUUGACUUUGACUAUUUGAAGACAGCCUGAGUGUAUAUGGUAAUAUUACCAAAAUAAAUCACAUAAAAAGUCUUGAUUUUACUGCACGCCAAAUAUUUUUACAAUAUCAUAUAAAAGGUCAUUUAUAUUUUACAGGGAGAAAAAAAACUUUAAUAAAGCUGUAAUUAUUUUACGACUUUAUAUCCCAUUAAAUUAUUUUAUUCUCGUAAUAGAAUGAUUUUUUGUCAUAGUUCUCUGUGUGGCUCUAAAACUUCUUCAUAGUAGUAAUUGAGUUUUGAAGCAAACUGCACUGCUCGCCUGAUAUGGUUUGCCUAGUCUACAUAUCAAUGUAUUUAUUGCUGUGAUAUUGUUUUUUUAUUAGAAGGGAGUUUUCUCAGCUGCUGCACUCUUGUAUUACAAAAUGCAUGCCAUACUCUGCCUGUUAAUAUAAAAAGGUCAACAUUAUGCAUCAACAGAAAUAUUAGAAAAUGAAGGCCAGAUCACAUGUAUUUAUUUGGAAGAUAUUUACCAUAAGAGUGGUUGUAUUGUAUAACUGUGAUUUGUGUGUUGUAUCUGACAGCUUUAAUAAAGACAACUUCUUAUAAUACAACUGUAUACUCAAGGAUAGGUCAGUUGCAAUUUAAAUAAAUUAUAUAAUUGAAAAUUAGGCUGUUUUACACCAGUUAGGAAGAUAGAAAUACAAAGUGCUAUUUACUUUGCAAUAUAACAACUUUAAAUAAACUGCCUUUAUUAAAUGACAAAACAAUAUAAAGAAAUGGUAAGAAAAACACUCAACUGUUGAAAUGGAGUGUCAAAGGUUUUUAUGAUAUAGCACAGAUGCUGUUCUCGAAAUUUUAGUGUUAAAAGUAAAAAAAAAAGAAAAAAGUAUGACUUAUGUUAAAUCCUUUUAUGAGUGAAGCCUUUUUGAUCUCCAAGAAUUUUAGUGCAAUUUUUUUUUUCAAACACAUUUCUCAAAAAUAAUGAAUCAAAAUCAAUGUUGUUAUGUAGUAUUGACCUAUUUUAGGCUCAAUUACUUCACAUCCAAUAUUACAUUACAUUUGUGGGAGAAGAAAAUACUGCAUAUGUUGUGCUUCUGGUAUAAAGAAAAAGUUUUUUGACAAAAAAGGCCUAAAAUGUUAAAACAAUUAGACCUGAAGUUGAUCAAGAGGUUUAAGCAUUGAUUUAAAAAAUAGUAAUGUAUGACUUAUUUUAACAUUUCUACAUUUACAUUGACUUCUAUGCCAAAUUCUUUGAUAAUCCGCAGAAGAACACGGUCAGCUCUUCUGCUGUUGCAUCUUCUCCUGCCACAUUUUUGCCCUUCCACUAGACCAGUGGUUCUUAAUCUUGUUGGAGGUACCGAACCCCACCAGUUUCAUAUGCGCAUUCACCGAACCCUUCUUUAGUGAAAAAUAAAAUGUAGGUUUUUUUCCAAAUUCAAGAAAAAGUCAUGUUUCUUUACUGGUGCACAAAAUGAACCGUGCAUGAACAUCACCUUGUUCAAAGAACAAAACCAACACAGUGAAUGAACUCACAACAAAUUACACACCUUACACACAUUACCAUGAAUUGAUUAACGUGGACCCCGACUUAAACAAGUUGUAAAACUUAUUGGGGUGUUACCAUUUAGUGGUCAAUUGUACGGAAUAUGUACUGUACUGUGUAAACUGUACUGUUUCAUAUAAUGUAUUCUCUUCCUUUGCAAUCUACUAGUAAAAGUUUAAAUCGAUCAAUCAAAAAACCUGCAAAUCAGAUGGAAAAUAAGAAGGAACAUUGUUUGGGGGUGUCCAUAAUACGCCGAUAGGGAGAAGUUUUUAUUUACACGAUAAUUCAGAUGUGUCUAUACCUCCGUGGCGGAGGCUCCGCCGAACCCCUGAGGCCGACUCACAGAACCCCUAGGGUUCGAUCGAACCCAGGUUAAGAACCACUGCCCUAGACUUUCCGUUGAUAUGCUUGGACACAGCACUCUGUGAACAGCCAGCCUCCUUAGCUAUGAACUUUUGUGGCUUACCCAUCUUAUGGAGGGCAUCAAUGAUGGUCUUCUGGCCAGUUUUCAAGUCUGCAGUCUUCCCCAUAUUGAUCCUAACUGAGACAAUUGAACCAAAGUGAAGCAAAUUAAUAACAACCUGUGCAGGUGCUUUGAAUUUAGUAGAUGAGUCGUGUGUGACACUCAGUUAAAAACAUUCAUGCCCUGUACAAUUUGGGCUGAUUUAUUCAUAGUAUUCUAAUUUUUUUAAAACCUGUUUUUUCGUGGGUUUUGUGAGCUCAAAUUAUGUACAAAUA
Molecule: messenger RNA, 4737 nt
Organism: Nerophis lumbriciformis (worm pipefish)
Lineage: Eukaryota; Metazoa; Chordata; Actinopteri; Syngnathiformes; Syngnathidae
Product: retinol dehydrogenase 11
Source: RefSeq, a predicted model, not a curated record